UUUGAAAAGAAAGCUGAGGAUAAUGCAAUAUCAUUUCAUCCAAAUAUAAUAUUUGAACCAAAGCAAUUAUGGAUGCUCAAUUAUCAUCUUUCUUGCCAUGCCUCCAGAGGGGAGUAUUUAAUGUAAGCCCGCAAAUACAUGGAAGUCUAGUUCUCCAAGAACCCAGAUGAAGCUUACCAAGAACGACACUGGAGAGAUCGUUCCGCUCCUACCGGACAUCGGAUCAUCAGAAAAUGUAACAACUAAUGGUGCAUCAUUUUCUGGGGCAGUUCUGAACAUAUCAACAACCAUGAUAGGAGCUGGAAUCAUGUCAAUUCCAGCAACAAUCAAGGUCCUGGGUAUUGUUCCUGGAUUCAUAGCUAUACUUGCAGUUGCAUUUUUGGUAGAGGUGACUGUGGAGUUUAUGUUAAGGUACAGUCAAUUAGGCCGGGCAGCUACAUAUGCUGGCCUUAUGGGGGUGUCCUUUGGUUCAUUAGGAUCACUUGCUGUGCAAAUCUGUGUUAUUAUAACCAACCUUGGUUGUCUUAUCAUCUACUUGAUCAUAAUUGGGGAUGUCCUGUGUGGUAAUCAAUCUGGUGAGGCCUUACAUUUAGGCGUUCUACAAGAAUGGCUCGGUAUCCAUUGGUGGAACUCGCGUGCUUAUGCGCUUCUCUUCAUAGUGCUCUUUGCAAUGCUUCCUGUGGUCUUGUUACGCCGUGUAGAUUCACUGAAGUACACUUCAGGAAUAUCCAUUCUACUUGCAGUGGUGUUUAUUGCCAUAUGUUCAGCUAUGGCAAUUUAUGCAAUGUGGCAAAACAAGACUCAGAAACUUAGACUAUUCCCAGACUUUGCCAAUCUGACAUCCAAGCUUGACCUUUUCACCACUAUCCCGGUUUUCGUGACGGGUUUGGGAUUCCAUAUUAAUGUUCAUCCAAUAAGAGCAGAACUUGGAAAAACUUCAGAUAUGAACUCUGCUGUCAGGAUUUCUCUGAUCAUCUGCGUUGCACUAUAUUUUGCUAUUGGAUUUAUUGGUUAUUUACUCUUCGGUGAUUCAGUCAUGGCUGACAUUCUAGUAAACUUCGAUCAGAAUUCUAAUACGCCAAUCGGACGAUUACUUGAUGACAUCGUUCGAUUAAGCUAUGCAGUCCAUCUGAUAUUUGUAUAUCCUGUUAUGAAUUUCUCUUUGAGAGCUAACAUAGAUGAAUUGCUCUUCCCCAAGAGACCUAUUUUGGCCAUGGACACUACAAGAUUUGUGUCUCUAACCUGCGCUCUACUGGCUGCUACUUAUACAACAGCAAUAGCAAUUCCAAAUAUAUGGUAUUUUUUCCAGUUCAUGGGAUCAACCACCAUUGUUUGCCUCUCAUUUAUUUUUCCAGGCUUGAUCAUUCUUAGGGAUGUUCAUGGAAUUUCCACAACAAGGGAUAAGAUCAUGGCAGGAUCAGUGAUUUUUCUUGCUGUUGUGACCAGCUCUAUCGCCAUAUAUACCAACCUGCAAAGUUCCAAGAAAUGAUCAAUAUUUUUCCUUUCUUUUGCAAAUGUAAUUUUUCUUUUUAUCUACAUAUACUCAAUCUUUCUUACCGCCCCAUUUAUUAGAAUCAGUUUGGAUGGUGGCAUCAAUGGCUUUUUUCAUUGGGUUUAGUGAUUGUGAUCCCAAACAUAAUGACAUAAUGAUAUACUCAGCAUCCGACACUCCUCACCUAAUUAUAAAGCCGCAUGUGUAUCUUCAUUUGAAA
This is a messenger RNA of Ricinus communis (castor bean), 1712 nucleotides long. Its product is annotated as amino acid transporter AVT6C. NCBI's taxonomy places the organism in Eukaryota, Viridiplantae, Streptophyta, Magnoliopsida, Malpighiales, Euphorbiaceae. The coding region runs from base 167 to 1489 and encodes 440 amino acids. The transcript is spliced from 5 exons. The record is from RefSeq and is a predicted model, not a curated record. Gene Ontology annotation, molecular function: amino acid transmembrane transporter activity. Gene Ontology annotation, biological process: amino acid transmembrane transport.